Molecule: messenger RNA, 1847 nt
Organism: Diaporthe batatas
Lineage: Eukaryota; Fungi; Ascomycota; Sordariomycetes; Diaporthales; Diaporthaceae
Exons: 1
Coding region: 117-1745 (542 amino acids)
Source: RefSeq, a predicted model, not a curated record
CCCGUAUUGCUGCUGGCGCCUCGCUUCUUCCGGCAUGGCCGCCCGUCCUUUCCACUUUUGUCGCCCAGCGUCAUCCCCCCAAUCCAGAUCCUGCCCGACCUCUUAAGCACUUGGAUAUGCACAAGCGUGCCCUCAACUCGGCGGCCAGACAUGUGGACAGAUUCGUCAUGUCGCUAUGCAGCGUGGAACCCUCGGUCAAGGGCUUUGUCCUGCGCCGCCGCGCCCUCAUCGGCCUGCUCGGCCUGCUUCUCGGCAUCUGGACGGUGCGGUGGCUGAUGCCAAACGACGGGAGGCCCUUUUGGAUGGGCGAGCACGCACACGGGCCCGCCACCGGCGACGACAGCAAGGACUCGUCACAGGCCUCAUCGCAGGCCUCAUCGCAGGCCUCAUCGCAGACCUCACCUCAGGCCUCGGCCGACUACCGCGUGGACCUCUCGGAUGUGCUGGACGCGCCCUACAUAGGCUGGCCACUGAGGCGCGUAUGCGACGAGGUCGAGCCCCUGGACGGCGUGGUGUGGGUGUGCGACAAGAACUGGGGCGGCAUGGGCAACAUCCGCAACUUCAUCCUCAACUGCCUGCGCUACGGCAUCGAGGCCGGCGCCACCGGGCUCGUCAUGCCCGAGAUACACCUGCGGGACCAGGACGACAUCACCGACUACAUCACCCCGCUCAAGGCCCCCUUCGGCUACAUGUUCGACGACGCCCACUUCCGCGCCGCCAUGGCCGACAACUGCCCACACAUCACCAUCUUCAACUCCACGCGCGACGUGCCUCACUUUGACCCCGUCGCCGCCGCCGCCACCACCGGCGGCCUGGCCAUCCCGGAGAUCGACCCACGCACCCUGGUCAACGUGCCACAGAAGUGCGAUGCCGCCCAGACCGACCGCCACGUCGACCGCUUCGGCGAGAGGUUCCGCGCCUACAUGCGCACCGGCAACACUACCGGCAUCACGGGGACCGCCACGCUCCUGCAGCCGCCGUCCUCCACCGCCCCGCGCCUGUUCCGCAUGGUCGACAAGGACAAGCGCCCUGCGCUUCCAGUCAUGUGGGCGUGGCCGGUGCACCGCGACGGCCCCGAGUUUGCAAACACCUUUGGCAGCCUGCUCAAGUUCAACCCGCGCCUGAUGAGGCUGGGCCGCCGCGCCCUCGAGGGGAUGCGCGAGCUCUCGAGGACCAUCGGGGACGAGGAGGCAGAAUUCGUCAGGCGCGAUGCCGGCCCCGGCCCCGGCGAUCACGGCCGCGACGGCCGCGACGGCAGAUUCCUAGGCGUGCACCUGCGCGCCGAGAUCGACGCCGAGAAGUUCUGGCCGACGUACGCGGACCAGCGGGAGGCGUACCUGCGCAAGGCGGCCGACAAGAACCUGACGUCUGUGGCGUACGUGGCGUGCGGCGACGCGGGCCAGAUCGCGCGGUUCGGACAGGAUGCCCAGGCGCAGCUGGGCAUGACGGUGGUCAGCAAGACGGACGUGCUGGGGGGUGCUGACCUGGAGGAGCUGGAGGCCCUGACGUGGGACCAGCAGGCCAUCGUGGACUUUAUCGUGCUGGCCGGGAGCGACUACUUUGUGGGCAACUCGAGGAGCAGCUUCUCCAUCUUCCUCGCGCAGAGGCGCCACCUGCAGACGGACGGGCUGCACACGCGGCAGUACAAGGUGCGCUCUCAAGGCUUCGGGCGGAGCUUUGUCGUCGGUCCAAAAGAGCUUUAUUUCGACCACUGGUUGUUCAUUUGGGAUGCUGCAUGGCCAUGAGAUUCGGGCCAUUCCACAAGGCGUUGGUCGGCGGGUUGGGGGCAUUUUGUCUUUGUUACCUUACAGCGUUUCAUAGCCAAACUAAUAGAUAGAUUUCGGACA